GCCCCGCAAGAAGCCCCUAUUCCAGUCGCCCGACUCCUCCAAGACCAUGGGCCAAGUCUGCUCCGGUGCCGGCGUGAGCAAGCACGUGAGCGUGCCACGCGACCCGGCGGACAAGGAGCUGGACCCGAUCGAGCUGCGCCAGACCAAGAUCCCGGACUUCGACGCGUUCUUCGAGUCGGCGGCCGCGCCGCUCAACGAGCUCGUGGAGAUCCACAACAGUAUCGCAGAGAGCGAAGAGAACCUCAAGGCGGCGGCUGCAGCGCUGCAGGGCGAGACCCAAGUGCGGCUCACGGUCGAUCACGCCGGUCGGGUGGCGCUGGUGCUGUGGAAGUUCGACGACAAGGACCAGAUGCAAGUUCUCACGGCGGAGGAGCGGGACCAGAAGCUCAGCGCCAAUACCGAGCUGCGCGAGGCCUUUGACACCACCGACCAUGCUGUCACCGACUUGAACUCGGCGCUGGAGAAGCCUCCGACGAGUGAACCGCUCUGCGAGUUCGCGGAGAAGCGUGGUCGGCUGCUCGUGACCAAGCGCGGUCAGCUCGAUGUGCUGGUUCGUGACGUGAACGUCGCGGUCUUCACGCUACGCAAACUCCUUAUGAUCCAGGCGCACGUGACGAGCUUGAGUGAGGCUACCAAGGUCCUCCUGACGGAGCUGGCCAAGGUCGAGGACAUGAGGUCGCUGAGAAUCACGACCGACGAGAACGGAGCCAUCAAGAUCAUGAACGGUGACGACGAGCUGGAUCUGCGCAAGAUCAGCAACCUGCGUGCGCCUGUGGUUCAACUCCGCGAUGCUAUGGUUGAACUGGUGGAUAAUGUGCAGACUGCAGUGACCUCCGUGCCCGAGCUGGCCGAGUCUUCUACUGCGUUCGUCGAGGAGGCCAAGGCACUCCCAGCAAAGGUCCCGGACGCUGUAUCCAAGUCGGGUCUGAGCAUCACGGAGAUGCCGAAAGCUGCGGCGGCCACGACCAGCAAUGUCAAGGCGCUUAGCAACGGGCCGAAGAUCGCUCGGGCCACCACCGUCAUGAUUCAGUAUGCCGGUCGUGAGCUUGUGCAGGCUGCUGCAAUCCCGCGGGGCGGCUAAGGCGGAAGUGCAGGACUGUGUGGGUGUGUGGGUAGAAAGUGGAGGUGCUAGAGCAGGAGGAACAGAAGUGCAGUAAAAACAAUUGAAAUGUAUGGUUUGUCUAUCAU
Molecule: messenger RNA, 1188 nt
Organism: Phytophthora sojae
Lineage: Eukaryota; Oomycota; Peronosporomycetes; Peronosporales; Peronosporaceae
Exons: 1
Coding region: 47-1081 (344 amino acids)
Source: RefSeq, a predicted model, not a curated record